AUGUGGAAGCAGAUCGGAAAACCGGAAGCAUCUCCACCAUCGUGCCAAGCAGUGACAGCUUCUGGAGAACCACUCAGCAUCGCGUCCGAAUUCUGGUGUGACGUGACCAUCACUGGUAUCUCCAAACGAGGUUUGUAUCGUGUACCGGAAAUCAAUCUAUCAGUUCUAGGUUCCGAUUGGAUGGACAAGUUUGGCCUUUGGGAUGUGCCGAUCAACUCCUUCUGCAACCAAGUCAGCAUUCGGACGCCAUCCGACGUAGCGUCACUCCAGGCGAAAUUCCCGGAAAUUUUCACCAACAAAAUGGGUCUUUGCGGCAAAACGAAGGUCAAGCUUCAGCUACAAGGUAAUCCCACUCCGGUAUUUCGACCAAAGCGUCCCGUCUCCUGCAGUAUGGAAGGUGUCGUCGAAGAGGAAAUUCAGCGUCUACACAGUCUGGGGGUCUUAAAGCCAGUAGAUUUCUUGGACUGGGCUGCACCUAUAGUGGUCGUGUGGAAGCCCAACGGAAGAGUACGGAUCUGCGCCGAUUUUUCAACGGGUUUGAACGACGUCCUUGAAUGUCGGGAUGUCGGUAUGUACUUCAGCCAUAUCGACCUAUCCGAUGCCUAUCUUCAGGUAGAGGUGGAUGAAAAAUGCCAAAAUCUGCUCACCAUCAACACCCACAAGGGGCUCUAUCAAUUCACCCGCUUGUCCCCUGGCAUCAAGUCAGCCCCGGGGGCAUUCCAACAGUUGGUAGAUGCAAUGCUUGCAGGACUCAAAUUCACCUGCGGCUACCUGGAUGACGUUCUUCUAGGUAACCGAACUGAAGAAGAACACAAUCGGAAUCUGGAGCGUCCGAUGAGCCGAUUGCAGGAAUAUGGGUUCACCAGAUGCGAAAGUUGCGUGAAAGCUGGAGCCAAAUGGGACUGGAACACGGCCUGCCAAAACUCGGUCGACCGAUUCAAAGAGCUUUUGAUGUCUCCGCUGAUGCUGACGCACUACAAUCCAAAGCUGGAUACCGUGGUGUCUGCAGACGCCUCGUCCAUCGGCAUCGGUGCUAGGAUUGCUCAUCGACUUCCGGACGACACCAUAAAAGCAAUCAGCAAUGCGUCCAGAAGUCUCACUUCGGCCGAAGAAAACUACAGCCAGAUAGAAAAAGAGGGUUUAGCCUUAAUAUUCGCCGUUACACGUUUCCAUAGGAUGCUGUUUGGCCGGCAUUUCACUCUCGAAACCGACCAUAAACCAACUGAAAACGCCGCCAUUCCACCCACAGUCCAACGGAUUGGCAGAAAGAAAAUGGAACAAAGUAAGCAAGACAGCCAAUAUAACCUCAAACAAGGAGCCAAGACCAUCUACUACAAUCCUCAGGACCUGGUCUGA
Aedes albopictus (Asian tiger mosquito) is the source of this 1356-nucleotide messenger RNA. RefSeq lists its product as uncharacterized. The transcript has 4 exons. The coding region runs from base 1 to 1356 and encodes 451 amino acids. The record is from RefSeq and is a predicted model, not a curated record. Lineage: Eukaryota; Metazoa; Arthropoda; Insecta; Diptera; Culicidae.